AUUCCUUCAAAAAUUCAAUGAUUAUAAGCAAAAUCCGAGCUGCUCCGCUGGAGCAGCCAUGGGCAAAUAUAGUGGCAAAAUACUGUUUAUUUGUUGCAAAAUAUCCAUGGCCAUUUAUCAUUAUUCCACUGAUUAUCACAAUUUGCUUAUCAAUGGGAAUUAUAUUAAAUUUCAAAAUCGUACGUGGUGUCAAUUAUCUCUAUGCGCCUUUAAAUGCCACGUGGAAGACGGAGGAGGCGGUUUUUGGAGAGAAUUGGGCAAAAGAUGACGAUCAUUUCUAUCCGGGAAAAGACAUACUCCGUCGCCAGGGAAUCUAUCUAAUUGUGAAUGCAAAAGACGGUGGAAAUGUGCUCCGACAGGAAUAUGCUCAGGAUUUCUUGAAAAUACUUGAUUGGAUAUUAAAUGUGAAAUUAUUAUCGUCUGCAGGAAGAAUAUUCACUUAUAAGGAUGUUUGUCUUCAUUUUCAGAAUGAUUGUUUCUCAAAUCCACAUGCAAAACUCCUUGCAAACAUUUAUUCGAAAAAUCAUCAAAAUUCAAUGUUCAACAUUACAUAUCCAAUAUACCGGAGCACCUACGCCACAGAGCCAAUUGAUAUCUCAAAAGUCCUGGGAAAUGUCUCUCUGGAUUACGAUGGCCACGUGGAAAAUGCGUCUGCUUGGUUAAUACUAUAUCAAUUAAAAAAUGAAAAAUGGCAAUUGUCGAGGGAUUUUGAAGAUGGGCUCGCGGAGAAAAUUCAGAGCGGGGAGGCUCCCAGUGAGCUGCUGAAUUUGUAUUAUUUUCAUUCAGCGACUUUUGAUCAGGAAUUGGAAAAAGAGAAUAGAAGAUUGACACCUAAAUUCUCAAUCACCUUCUCCGUACUGAUAAUCUUCGCAAUAAUGACAACAUUUACCAUAAAAUUCAUGAAAUUUAAAACCGAAAACGGAAUUAAUCAAUAUCCAGUUAUCGAUUGGGUUCUGAGUAAGCCAUUACUCGGAAUAUGUGGAGUACUUGUUACAAUGUGUGCAAUUAUUUCAUCAACUGGAUUACUUAUGCUUUUUAAUGUUACUUUUGUUGAUAUGUGCACUGUUAUGCCAUUUUUAUCGUUGACUAUUGGUAUUGAUGACACAUUCCUCAUGCUUGCGGCUUGGCACGAGACAGAUAGAAAUCUACCGUAUGAGAAACGAAUAGAAAAAGCGAUGCGCCACGCAGCAGUCUCUAUAUCAAUUACGUCAUUAACAGAUGCAUUGGCAUUCCUUAUUGGAUCAAUUGCACCACUUCCAGCUGUUAUUUAUUUUUGUUAUUAUUCAUCUGCAGCGAUAUUAUUCAUAUUUUUAUAUGUUCUCACCAUGUUUGUGGCUGUACUUGCGUUGCAAGGCCGGAGGGAAGAAGAUUUAAAACAUUCGGUUACUGGUAUGAAGACUAUUGAUUUGGAUUCUGAUUAUGAAACCGCUUCAACUCGCCAACUGCUUCUAAAAAUGGGUAGCCGAGUGUCAGUGAAAGCAGACGAGGAAAAUAAUAAUAAUAAUAAUGAAAAAUCAAUAGAAAACAUACAAAAAAUCGAUAAUCGAAUGUGGUAUCAAAGGUUUUUCGAGGACCAAUAUGCUCCAUUCAUUUCAAAUUCAAAAAUUUCGAUAUUAAGUUUUCUGAUUUAUUUGGCUUAUUUGGCAGCUGCAUUCUAUGGAGUUAAACAUCUAAAAAUUGGAUUUGAUCUCAUCAACAUUGUCCAAGAGGACUCUGCGUCACGAGUGUUUUUGGAAGUUCGAGAGCAGCUUUUCCCAGAGGACACAAAGCUAAUGGACAUUGCCGUAAUGAACUCGCCAAAUUUCUCAAAUCCAGAGGAAAGAUUCAAUUUUAUGGAGGUUCUCAGCGAAUUUGAGUCAACCUGGUGCUCGGAAGGCAGAGAAUCCACACAGUUUUGGUUUUUUGAAAUGCAAAAAUAUUUGAGCAAUUUGGGAUUUGGAGGGGAUUUGACAAAAACUAUGAAUAGUGAAAGGAAGCUCUCCCAAUCCAAAAAGACCUUCCUAAUGUCCCAUGAGAAAUUCGGCUACGACGUCCUAUCCGACAAGCAGUUCCGUCUUUCGACUCGCUUGAAAAACGUGGAAACCGAUGAGGAAAUGUUCAAUUGCGCGAGGACAAUGAGAAAACUGUCCCAAAAACAUGCAAACUACAGUAUUAUUACAUAUUCUCCGUUGUGGAAUAUUGCAGACGAGUAUGAUAUUAUGUGGCCACAAACUAUGCAGGAUAUCUAUAUUUCUAUUGCUGUCAUGGUUCCGGUCGCACUGCUCUUCAUUCCACAACCACUCUGCUCAGUUAUUAUUGGCUUAAAUAUCGCCUCCAUCGCAUUCGGAGUCAUCGGAACCAUGUCCUUCCUUGGUGUCAGCCUGGAUGCCACGUCAAUGAUUACUGUAGCAAUGAGUGUCGGAUUUUCAGUUGAUUUCGCCGCCCACGUCUCUUACGCGUACAUGACAGAAUCUGGAGCCCAAAUUCCGGGAAAAAGUGCAAUUUAUUCACGAUUUUGUCACACUUUGGGUACAAUCGGCUGGCCAGUCACACAGGCUUCAGUUUCCGUACUUUUGGGUGUUUCUUCGCUGUAUUUGGUGGAUAGUUAUGUGGUUCAAACGUGUUUUAGGACUGUUGUAUUGGUUAUUUUAUUUGGUACCACCCACGCAUUGGUCUUCCUUCCACUUCUUCUAAUGAACUGUCACAGGGUAUUUGACUACUUUAAGACAACUUCCACGACUAGUACGGAGCCGUGAAAUUGAUAAAAUAUCAAUUUUUGUGCAAUUUGUAACUUAUUUAUUUAUUUCGUUUGUACAUACAUGUUUUAUUUUGGUUUGAAAUAAUUUUUUAUUCA
This is a messenger RNA of Caenorhabditis elegans, 2833 nucleotides long. RefSeq names its product SSD domain-containing protein (gene ptr-17). The coding region runs from base 18 to 2735 and encodes 905 amino acids. The transcript has 17 exons. Lineage: Eukaryota; Metazoa; Nematoda; Chromadorea; Rhabditida; Rhabditidae. The record is from RefSeq and is marked reviewed. Gene Ontology annotation, cellular component: plasma membrane; membrane.